GAAUCGGAUGCCUCCAGCCCCCGCUCCAACUGCUCCGAUGGCAUGAUGGAGUACAGCGGACCUCCUUGCAGCUCUCGCAGAAGAAACAGCUAUGACAGCAGCUACUACACAGAGUCACCAAAUGAUCCAAAGCAUGGGAAGAGUUCUGUUGUUUCCAGCCUCGACUGCCUCUCAAGCAUUGUAGAGAGAAUUUCCACAGAUAACUCCACUUGUCCUAUACUGCCACCGGUGGAAGCUGUUGCUGAAGGGAGUCCCUGUUCCCCCUCAGAAGGGGCGAGUCUGAAUGAUAGCGGCGCUCAAAUUCCUUCCCCCACCAACUGCACCCCACUUCCCCAGGAUAACAGCAGCAGCAACCCUAUCUACCAAGUGCUAUAAAGGCAGGUCCAGCUGGACUGCACCGAAAACAAAUGGCUCCUUUCAGCCAUGCUCCAAGACCUGCCUUCUAAGACUAAAAAGACUUCUCAAGACUUGUUCCACUUUCAAAAUAUCACUCAAAAUUCCUUCAAAUAUGUAACUUUUCAAACCUGUAUUACUUCAAAAUACACCUAGUUAUUUAUUGGUUGUUAAACUAAAGUUAUUUAAUAUGUCUAGAGAGAAAAUUGUAUACCAUGAAAUGGCCAAUGUUUAAUCUGGGCUUUGGGGAAUAGGAACCUGGCUCUUGAAUGCAGAGGGGAAUAGAAAUCUACAACAGUGGUGGCAUGACAGAUCCUUCCUAUUACUCCUGUUCUGGCCAAAAUAAGGUUGUGGACCAUUUUUUUAUAAAAUUUUUUGUAUAAUUGUAAAUAAGAGUUGCUUUGCAAAAAAAAAGAGGGGAAAAAAAGAGGAAA
Messenger RNA from Antrostomus carolinensis (chuck-will's-widow), 827 nucleotides. Its product is annotated as myoblast determination protein 1 homolog. Lineage: Eukaryota; Metazoa; Chordata; Aves; Caprimulgiformes; Caprimulgidae. The transcript has 3 exons. The record is from RefSeq and is a predicted model, not a curated record. Bases 43 to 375 code for a protein of 110 amino acids.